AGUAAUAAAUUGAAGUACUGAUUACACGGCGUAGCUGUACUUAUAAUGAUUAUUAUACCUAUACAAUGCAAUAGGUAUUACAUGAGUACAUUAUUUACCCGUUAAUUCCAUUGUUGUUUCAUCGAGACUCGUCAUAUUAUGUUAAUUAGGGAUUUCGUAGUUUCCACCGCUACUACUUAAAAGUAAUACAUAUUAUAAUAAUCGCAGGCCACCGCUAACGUCGUUGGUCUAAUACCUAUUAAUAUUACAUUAGUGUUUUAUCACCGAGAAAUGGAAGAUUAUAAGUUUUUAUUCAAAGUGGUUCUCGUGGGCAAUGCAGGUGUUGGAAAAACAUGUUUGGUUCGUCGAUUCACUCAGGGAAUGUUUCCUCCGGGCCAAGGUGCUACCAUCGGUGUAGAUUUUAUGAUUAAAACCAUUGAAAUUGACAAUGAAAAAGUCAAACUUCAAAUUUGGGAUACUGCAGGCCAAGAAAGAUUCCGUUCUAUAACUCAAAGUUAUUAUAGAUCAGCGCAUGCAUUAAUACUGAUAUACGAUAUAACAUCACAACCGACGUUUGAUUGUCUCAACGAUUGGCUUAGAGAAAUCGACGAAUAUGCUAACAAUAGAGUUUUAAGAGUUUUAGUUGGUAAUAAAAUAGACAAAGAAGACCGUGAAAUACCAUCUCACGUUGGUCAAGAUUUUGCUCAGCGUCACGAUAUGCGUUAUUUAGAAACAUCGGCCAAGCAAGCUGAUAAUGUUGAAAAACUAUUUGUCCAAAUUGCUUCAGAAUUAAUGGAGCAAGCUAAAUCCAAAGGAAUGCCGACCGAGAAUCCACAGUCGUUGCCAUUCAACACGAGGACAACUAGAUCAAUCAAUGACUUUUGUUGUAACCGUUGAAAGUAUUAAUUCGUCAGUAUUAUUUUUUAACUUAUAUAAAUGUAUCAUUGUUGUAACGCUAAUUACAGGGUAACUUGUAAUUUUACUGAUCCCUCUGAGAAACUAUUCGAUAACCAAUUGUUUUUAUUAGUUACCUGGCAGUUGAGCUCGAUGAGCUAGUUUGGUACUGGUUAAUACUGUAAAUCAAUACCGAAUUGGCCAUCAUAGUUUUGACUUACUAUUUCCAAAAUAUUAUUAUUAUUUUUAGUCAACGUGGUUGUACUUAAUUUAUGCAUAAUAUUAUUAGGUAUUAUUAUAACAAAGCAGUAUGCUCAAUCCUAGUUUGUUCGCUGUGCGUUUGAUUCGAUUAAUUGUUAGUUACUAAGUAAUCAGCAAAAACAUAAUAUUACGAUUAUUAUUAUUAUUAUAAAAUUAACUUCCUUUUUUUAUUGAGCUUGUUAUGAAAUACGUCGUUUUAUUCUUUAAUAUUCGAAACUAAUAAAUUUGUAUUUGACUCAGUAUUAUGUUUACCUUCAAUUGUGUGUCUAAGGCAAUUUUAUUUUUACGCUUAUUUUUUAAAUGUAAUAAAUAGAACAAUUUUAGCAUAGAUCAAACAUAGUAAUUAUUUUAUUUAAUAAAUGUAGAAAAGUGUAUGGUUUAGGUUUGUUAUGCCUUUUAUGAAGAGAUAACGUAUUUGACGUUUUAAUAGCUCUUUAAUUAAAAAUGUAUUUUUACGUACAUUACAUGUUUCAAAAACAAUAUUUAGUUAAACGUGUUUACUUACCUUAGAACAAAAAUAUUAUACAUAUAUAUAUAUAACAUAAUAUUAUUGGUUAUGUUUUUUUUUUUUAAUAUAAAUCAGUGCAAUACCUUGUAAACUACUAGUGGCUGUAUUAAUUAACGUUAUAAAUACUAAUAAUAGUAUAUUUAUAUAUUGACUAUUACAUAAAAUAUGUUUUUACACAAAUUGUUUGAUCAUUUCUUUUUAUAUUAUUUUUUAUAUAAUAAUAUUAUUAUCUUAACAUUUAUGUUCUUGCCUCGUUAUAAACUUUACGUCAUCAGUGUUGUGUUAAUUUUUUUACUUUAUUUACAUUUUAUAAAUGACAUUUCAAUUGUUUUAUUACUUUGACAUUUGACACACUAACCACUUUUUUUUUAACUACUCAACUAUAACCAUUAAAAAAAAAACCUCUCAUCAAAAUUAACUUAUAUAUUCUAUAAACACUUUUUUUUUUAUAAGGCCAAUGUUAAAUGUAUUUAUUGUUAAAUUAAUGAACAUUUUGAAAAGUAUAUAUUUCAUGUCAAUAAACAAAUGAGAACAAUCACAUCAAUAUAUAAAUAUUUAUAUAUCUAAUUCAUUUUUUUUUUUUUUUUUGUUGGUGUAUGUAAAUAAAUUAUUUAUGUGUAAAUCCUUAGUUUUUCUUUAUUUAUUGUGCAAUAACAAAAUAAUACAAAUAUAAUUCAAUUUUGUGUUUAUCAAAAAAUGGUUACUUAUAUUAUUAAUUUGGCUAUUAUAUACUGUUGUAUUACUUAUUACUAACUUGAAUUCAGAAUGAUUUUUUUUAUAAAAGUAAUGAAAUGGCUGGUUGAAAAAAAACAACAUUCACUAUAACGUGAUACAUAUGAUGUUACGCUAAAAUGUUAUAAUACAUUAAAAAACAUUAAAAUUGGCUCAAUCAUACUCCUUCGGUCUAUCAAAUUUUUUACUUGUAACUGUUAUGAAAUCC
Molecule: messenger RNA, 2582 nt
Organism: Adelges cooleyi (spruce gall adelgid)
Lineage: Eukaryota; Metazoa; Arthropoda; Insecta; Hemiptera; Adelgidae
Product: ras-related protein Rab-30-like
Exons: 6
Coding region: 271-876 (201 amino acids)
Cellular component (GO): trans-Golgi network
Molecular function (GO): GTP binding; GTPase activity
Source: RefSeq, a predicted model, not a curated record